CGACAAGUAAAAAACACGUGGCAUAUAUUGUGCGUUCGUAGAGACUGUAAUAAAGACGGAGAGAUUCUUCUAGAGUCAGUUCUUCUUCUUCAUCCUCUUCUUCCCCCCAAAUCCUCUCUCGCUAGGGUUUCUCAUUCCGAUCCAUAAUUCUAGAUGUCGAGAUUUCUUCUCAGGUAAUUUUGCUCUGCUUUGUGAAGCGUUUUCAUUGAUCGGAUUUUAGCUUCUCGUAUUUAAAUUGAUACUUGUGUGCAUCUGAAAUUCGUUUGGAUUAAGCCAUUCCGAAUUUUGAGUUACUUGUGAGUUGUGAGUUGUUACAUUACCCUCUCAUUUAUUUUCCCACUCCAUAAAUUGGUUUCAGUUAGAAAUUGUAGUAGCUACAAGGUGAUUGAUUGCAUCAUUAUUUGAACCUUCGUUGGUUUGUGUUGGCUUAUAUAAGCAAGUUCCGUCAAAAGAUUAAAACUUUGGGUUCAGUCUCUGUGUGUUUAUUAGCAGCUAGACUUUGUAUUGCCUGAAAAUUCAUGAUUGAGGGAUAUGCUUUAUGUACUAUUAUAAGUUCUGAGUUUGUAGAAACAAUAUUUUGUGUUUUGGGGAAAACACCACAAUAACUUUCUAUUAAUGUAUUAGAAAAAGAAAGUUGGAACCUAUGUUUUAGAAAAUUUUUUCUCUAUAUAUUGAAGUAUGACCUAUAAUUGAAUCUUCUGAUGUGCACUAAACUGAGGCAAGCGGGAUUUCCUGGAGUCUUUGGUUUGCUUACUUGGAAAAAACUGUAGAUAACUGAUUACUAACUUAUACCCACUUUUGCAGGUUUUUAACUGAGACCUGUCAAAUAAGCUAAAGCUUCUUCUAAGAGCUUCAAGGAAAGCAUUGCAUUGUUGUGGUCUUGUUUGUGUCCACAGAAGGAAAGAAGAGUGAGAAGCUCAGGAUGUCAAGCAGUCGAAAUACCCACUGGUGUCACAGAUGUCAGCGUGCUGUCCGCCUUCACGGCCAAGAGCCUGUAUGCUUUUAUUGCGGAGGUGGAUUUGUUGAAGAACUUGAUAUGGCUCAAGCCAGCCCCUUUGAUAUGUUUAGAUCCCACAGGGGUGUUGUAGAACGUGAUCAGACUUUUGAUCUCAUGGAUGCUUUCUCUGUGUUUAUGAGGAACCGCUUAGCUGAAAGGAGCCACGACAGAGAAAUCAGAGGAAGAACCAUCAGUUCAGGUCCUGAAAACUUUCCUGGUCUGGCCCCUUUGUUGAUCUUUGGUGGUCAAGUCCCUUAUAGACUAACUGGCGACAAUGCAGUCGAAGCCCUCUUCAAUGGCGGCUCCCCUGGCAUUGGCAUCACACGUGGUAACACCGGCGACUACUUCUUCGGUCCCGGCCUUGAAGAAUUGUUCGAGCAGCUUUCAGCUGGCACUACUCGCCGAGGCCCACCACCCGCACCGAGAUCAGCAAUAGACGCAUUGCCAACUAUCAAGAUCGCGCAGAGGCAUCUUAGGUCAUCGGACUCGAAUUGUCCCGUGUGCAAAGACGAAUUCGAACUGGGAUCAGAAGCGAAACAGAUGCCGUGUAACCACAUCUAUCAUUCUGACUGCAUUGUCCCGUGGCUGGUUCAGCACAACUCUUGCCCGGUCUGUCGCCAAGAGCUACCAUCAGCUAGCGGACCUUCAAGCAGUCAAAACAGAACCACCCCUACCAGAAACUACAGAAGCAGUAGUAGUAGUAGUAGUAGUAACAGUCGUGAGAACGGGAAUGAAAGAAGGAAUCCUUUCUCUUCCUUCUGGCCAUUCCGUUCGUCAGGUUCAAGCUCAAGCUCCACUCAAAACCGUGGAGGCACAAGAAACUCGGAUACAAGCGAUGAGAACCAUAACUACCAUCAACAGCAACAUCAACAAUCAUAUAUGGGUUACAGUGGCUGGCCUUUUGAUUACUAAAAGUCUAAAAGUGAGCUAAAACAAAUCUUUGGUCUCACUUUGGUCUCUUUACUUAAAUAUGCUUGUGAUUCUGCAUAUGCCUUGUGCUUCACUCUCUAUCUCUCUCACUCUCUUUUAUCAACAUAAAUAAUGGAGAACUGUAUUUGUUACUGUAGAUUUUCUUUCUCUGUUAAAAACGAGUUCAUCAUUUUCUAUAUGCUUUGUUAAAUAUGUCAUUUUAGUUGGGUUUUUGAAAAUGGUUGAAAUAGAUUUUUGAGUUGAUCGAUAAAUAAAUAAAUGAAAACGUC
Arabidopsis thaliana (thale cress) is the source of this 2196-nucleotide messenger RNA. It is a transcript of the gene RHC1A, whose product is annotated as RING-H2 finger C1A. NCBI's taxonomy places the organism in Eukaryota, Viridiplantae, Streptophyta, Magnoliopsida, Brassicales, Brassicaceae. Gene Ontology annotation, biological process: protein ubiquitination. The coding region runs from base 923 to 1909 and encodes 328 amino acids. The record is from RefSeq and is marked reviewed. Gene Ontology annotation, molecular function: ubiquitin protein ligase activity. The transcript is spliced from 2 exons.